This is a messenger RNA of Hippocampus zosterae (dwarf seahorse), 5084 nucleotides long. RefSeq names its product polymerase (DNA directed) nu (gene poln). Bases 126 to 3212 code for a protein of 1028 amino acids. Gene Ontology annotation, molecular function: DNA-directed DNA polymerase activity; DNA binding. The transcript has 26 exons. NCBI's taxonomy places the organism in Eukaryota, Metazoa, Chordata, Actinopteri, Syngnathiformes, Syngnathidae. The record is from RefSeq and is a predicted model, not a curated record. Gene Ontology annotation, biological process: DNA-templated DNA replication; double-strand break repair.
CUAAGGAGUAAUAGACACCAACUUGAAGUGACAAAUUGUUUGUGUUUUCAGCAUAUAACCAAUAAAGAUGGCUGUGAAUUUUGUUGUAGAUUAUAAAAAAAAAGACAACAAAUUGUGCAGUCAAGAUGGAGAAAUGCAGCACUGGACUUCUUUCCAUUGAAGAGCAGGAGUUCCAGGAUACUCUGCCAGAAAUCAACCAAAGUCAGAAAAUACCAGUGGCGAUGAAUCCCAGCGACCAAUUGGAGGCCGGUGUUUCCAUCAAUUGGAAGAAGACGGUGGGGGAAAGGAUGGUUGCACAAUGCAGUGCAAGUGGGCCACAGUUCCUCAGCAGCCAUCCUUCUUCAGAGGAUGACGGCUGCCAUGUUGAGGUCCAUCGGACGCUAUCCGAUACAGCGAUGGAUUCAGCGGCUGCGGAGGCUGAUUUCGGAUUCACGUGGCUGGAUGAAACCUCCAAAGAGUACUCUCCGAUUGUGACAUGGCCAACUGACCAACGGGAAGAUGAUGACUUCCAUGAGGCUCCCCCGAGUACAAACAUGCUUAUGGGAGAGAACGAUCCUAUGUGGUGUGGCGCAAUCGUCAGGAGUCCUCCUCCUACGGUUGAGGGCUGUGCUACUUUCAGCUUGCCCACCAAGGAGGACAUUGCCAGCAAGGCCAGUCACACUAUAAUGAAUUGUGGGAAACCUUCAGCGGGAAUGAAGAUAGAUUGCUUUGCGGAUAGCGUCGUCAAAGAUCUUUUUGAGGACUUGACCUGGACAAAUUAUGCCUGGGAAGAUGCUGAGAAAACCCCCACCCACUUGCCUCUCAAAACUGACUUGGAUCUGAGGAUGUAUCCAGAGAGUGCAUAUAAGCCAAAGGAAGAGACCGACUUUGAGCAUAGUUUGAAGAUGAGAGAUGCGCAACCUGAUUGCGACAGUUCCAAAACCAACGUCGUAUUCCCCAAGAGAAAACCACUGAUGGACCACUCCAACUUGUUGGAGACACAAUCCCAUACCGAUACAGUGAAGCCACGGAGAAAACGCCGCGCAAGAAGCAUAUUGCUGAAGAGAAUCAAAGGCCAGAAUACCUCCGCCUUGAAGCGACAAUCAGAAAAAUUUCCACCGAUGAAGCUACGCCAUUCCUCUCGAAAGAAGCCCAACCAUCCAUCAUCAGCCCCCAAACCAGCUACUCGCACUCAAAGGGCGAAACAAGACCGGAUGCUCUGGCAGGACGCCCGGCAAAGGGAGAGCGCCUGCGCCUCCACCAGCGCCUCCAAAAUGAACUCGCCGGGAGGAAUUCUGACCAGGGACCUUAAUACGAAGAGCACUGAGACGCUGAACCAGGAAGAGAAAAAGAAGAUGUUGGAGAGCAUUGAGCAGGCCAGGGCACUACUGCUAACCUUGAUGUUCCAAGAUGGUACCACACAGUUGCAGUCGGAGCAAAGUCCACCGAAUCUCACGCUGUCAGUGUCUGGCCUCCUCCUACUUCUCAUAAACGAUGUGGACAGCUGCCAUCGUGGCCACUCGCUCAGCCAGAACGACCUCCUGCUGUACCAUCAACUGGCCUGCAGUUCGGUACAGGUUGAGCAGCAGAUUUUCACCAGAGACCUGCUGCAGCAGAUGCUGUCGCGAGCUGGCGUCACAGUGUGCUACAGAGCCAAGGAUUUGCUCAGCGUAACUCUCCAGUUGUGCAGACCGCACUUCAGCUGGAAACAAGUGUCAGGCUGCCGUUUCCAGGACCCUCAUGUGUCGGGGUGGUUCCUGGACCCUGAAGAUCCUUGCACCUGCUACCGGGACCUUCAUUGGAAACACACACACAAAAACCUGCCCCCUGCGACGCCCGCCACCGUCUUGUCAGAGCUCUAUUCCCUCUACUACCUGAACAAGAAGCUUUGUGCUGAAAUACAAUGGCAGGGCCUUUGGAAAACCUACUGUGAUAUCGAGCUGAAAAUGAUUCCAGUUCUAGCAGCCAUGGAGAGCCAAUGCUUCCAGAUGGACAAAGAUGCUUUGGAAAGUCAGUCAGAUCUGCUCAAGACUAAGAUGAACCAGUUGGAGGAGGACGCCCAUCGAGCUGCUGGGGAAUAUUUCCUGAUCACCAGCACUAUCCAGAUCCGUCAGGUUCUCUUUGAGAAACUGCGCCUGCAUGAGCGCCUAAACAAGAAGAUGCUUCCUCAGUACAUGGCCACGCGGGAGGAUACCGCAUCAUCUCAUACAUUGCAAAUGUACCAGGAUGUGCAUCCUCUACCAAAGAUCAUUUUAGAGUACAGAGAAGUUGAAAAAACCAGGACGAACUUUGUCGACAAUACCUACGUAUACAUGAUGAUGAAGGGCUUCAUCUCCCCGAACUGGUCGCAGACCAGCGAUGUGAUGGGAAGAAUCUUCUCGGCAAACCCCAACUUCGACACCAUUCCGCUUAAGAUUACCCUGAUGCCGCAUGCCAAAGGCGGUGAGCUGGAUGUGAUGAGUUUCAAUCCUCGAGAAGUAUACAUCUCUGAAGAAGGCUGGACCUUUGUCGCCGCAGGCUUCUGCCAACUGGAGCUGCGACUCCUGGCUCACUUCUCCGGCGACGACAAACUGAUCAACCUUUUUACCAACACCGACUCUGACGUCUAUGCUGUUUUGGCCUCUGAAUGGCUGCGGAAGCAUGCCGUGACGUCAGAGGAGAUUGAACAAGCCAAGCGCAUCGUGUCUUCCAUUUUGUAUGGGAAAGGCCGCGAUUGCCUAGCCAACACAAUGGGGGUAACGCUGCCGGAGGCUCGCCGAUUCCAAGACAACUUCUUCCUGAAGUUCCCAAAAGUGAAAGACUUCAUCCUGAUGACUACGCAGCAGUGCCGCGAGCACGCUUUCGCGUGUUCCCUCACGGGCCGCCGGCGGCCCCUGCGACAUAUCCUUUCCAAAGACACGGCUCUACGCUCGCCAUCGGAGAAGAAGGCUGUGGCCUUUGUGCUGCAAGGUUCCGUGGCCGACCUGUGUAAAAUGGCAAUGAUCCAAGUAUCCGAACUGCUUUGCACCUCCGAAACGCUUUCUGCCAGGCUGAUGGCUCAUUUCAGUGAUGAACUCCUGUUUGAAGUGGAGCAAGCGCAGGUGGAAGAGUUUGCUGCUCUGGUGAAGCGCAGCAUGGAGUCCUUGAGCCACAGCCACCACCUGGGAGUCCAUCUUAAUGUCCCCCUGAAGGUGGCAGUCUCCUGUGGCAAGUCCUGGGGUUCAAUGGCUGCGCUGCACAUGCCACCAGCGUAGCUCAUUUUGGUCUUUUAUCUCUCUCCACGUUCCAAUGUUUGAGCUUGUAGGCUUUCCUUCGCUACGUUUUUUUUUUUUUUUCUUCACACCUCAGCUCAUUUGUCCAGCAUCCAUGUCGCCAUGGAAACCUGGCAGCUGCUCCCAGCACUGGUUUUCACUCCAUCCGUCUCCGGGGGCAACGGCAGGAGCCGUAGACUGGAUUGCACCAGUUUGUCGUCUGCCUUUCACACGCGCUCACGUUACUGAAAUGAGUGAGAUUGUUUAUUGUUUAUUUAUAAUCGUUGUUAUAAAGCGCGCAUGUUCGAUAAUAUACCCACUUGAAUUCUUUCCAAAAAUGUCUCAUCCUCCCCCCCCUCUCCGCCCCCUUCAUAGUUGCGUGACAUGAUGAAAUGAUUGCUAUUUAAUAGAUGAUUUGUUUCCGUGUUUUUUUUUUGUACGGUUUCGGAUAAUUGUUCUGCACUUUGCCUGUUGAACCGAGCAUGCACGUUCCCGCGUAAUACAGGCGUACAAUUCUACCUUGAGCCCAUCUUCUUUUUUUGUCUUUCCUUUCUCCCUCCACCUCCAACUGGACUCACUUGGCUCGAGCCGCUUUUGUCUUGAUUGGAGCAGCUCACGCUAGCACACGCAUUCCACAAAUACGCGUACACGCUUGCAAACGCGCACGCAUACUCGCUAUCUGCCAGGCAGGCCACAGUGCACGCGCUUUUUAGCAAUACAGUACUGUAUUGUCAUGAUUUGUCCAAGCAAUAACAGUGGCUAGAAAAAGUCUACACACCCCUGUUCAAAUGCCUUUUUUAAAAAAAACUUUGUAUUUAAAAAAAAAAAAAAAGACUAAGAUAUAUCAUUUUUAACUUUCACCAUCCUCCGUUUACAUGCUAGUGCCUCCUAUUAAUUUGACCAGGGGUGUGUCGACUUUUCUGUGUUCAACCCAAAGUGGCUACAAUGUGGCAAGCUUCUUUCAUCAUCAAUUCCCUUUUCUUUUCUGGAAUGAGCCGUCUCUCUCCGAGCAGCGCUCCGGGCCGUGCACUGGACAGUGUUAUGGAAAUCUGGCUGUCUAUCCUCUCAUUGUUCUGUUGGUUUAAGAAUUGAAACAGCCCCCCCCGAUCCCCCUCCGACCCUCCUCACCCCGCAGAGGGGAGUGUGAGACUGGCAUGUGCACAUUCUUCAGGGCUCUCUGCAUUUUUUGGAGAAGGGGUGUCCCAAGUCAGACAGGUAGAACAAACACUCCCCAAUCCGGCCUUCACAAUGACUGACAAAGGAAUGACUUCACCUCGUUGGUCUUUUGCAGCGACCGUAUUACGUCAGGAGAAAGACGGAUCCGUUUGGCACGGUCAACAGAAUGAGCCACUGGCCCCCUGCUGCCAUGGCAACCGUAAAACCCGUGAGUACUUGGAUGUCAUCGUGCAGUGUGACAAAUGCAGAUUUUUCAAAUGACAAAGCAUUACCCUGGUCUAAAGGCGUUCAGGCUUAAUGCAUGUUUUUAAUUGAUACAAUAUAUCAAUGUAUGUACAGCCACAUUUAUCGCAAUGCCAACUUUACACCUGUACAGUGUUCCAGUUGGGAAAAAAAAUGAUAUAUACAGGUACAUAUAUAUUUUUUUCCAACCGGGUUCAUAGUCACAGAUCGUAUUUUCCAGUGUGAUGGUACAGCAUGAAGGACAGACAGAGAACUGAUGUCGUGUAACAAAAAGUACGUUUUCACCGUACCCACUGGCCACUCCCAUCCCCGAAUGUAACUGUGCUUUGUCUUCCCUUUCCCGACUCCUCCCCUUUCGUAAACUAGUCAACGGGCCUCAGGUGCUAUUUAUUCCUUGCCUCCAGCGACGACGGCGGGCCCCUUCCCUCAAAUUCCAGACCGUAGCAUAAGUGCGUC